Cuscuta europaea is the source of this 1038-nucleotide messenger RNA. Lineage: Eukaryota; Viridiplantae; Streptophyta; Magnoliopsida; Solanales; Convolvulaceae. The record is from the annotation of a GenBank genome assembly.
UUAUAAAGAGAAACUGAAAUGACAGAAUAUCAAAUUUUAAUACUCGUAUAAAUUAGUGAGAUGGAAAUCCGGCUUUUGCACGUUUGUUUAGUUUAGGUAAUUCUCUCAAAUUUAUAAGCUUGCUGGAACAUUAAUGCACGGAUAGGUAUCUGAUUCCGGGAAGGGACUACAGAUCGGGUAGCUAUUAACGUCAGAAAUUAAACAAAAGCAUGCAGUGGUCGGGAGAAAGGAGACCAAUUCAAUCUGCCCGCAGCUUAAUGAAAAGAUAUAUCAUUAAUAUAUGUUCAUGCCGGGUCAUUAUUUAUAUUCAUCAUCAUAUUUGCAGAUUCAACUAGCUAGCUAGGCAAAUAAGGUCGGUCAUACAUGGAUUGGCCGCAAAAGUCAAGUUUGAUUACUCUCUUUAUACUAACGUCUCUGUAUGCUAUUGCUGCAUUUUCUACUACUGCUCUCUCAGACGGGAUAUCGGGUUCUCGGUAUGCCACUGGAAGAAGCCUCCUUCAGAUCCCCAAAGAAUGCCCUAUUAGCUUCGAGUUUAAGAACUAUACAAUCAUUAGCAGCCAAUGCAAAGGUCCAAAUUACCCAGCAAAGCAAUGUUGUGACGCUUUUGUGGAGUUUGCGUGUCCGUUUGUGCAAUAUUUGAAUAACUUUACAGAGUGUUCAAAAUCCAUGUUUGACUACCUCAACCUCAAGGCUCAUUACCCAACUGGGCUUUUCUCAAGUUUGUGCAAAGGAGAUAAAGAAGGGCUGCCUUGCUUGGCAACACCACUUUUAUCAUCACCUCCAAAGUCUGAUCUUGAUGAUUUAAGUAGCAGCUGCCUUUCGAAAUGUAGCAAGAGUACAGCAGCAUGGAUACUGCUGUUAUUGCCAAUAUUCAUCUGAUUCAGGCUCUGUAUGUGUUUUGAUUUAGGGACAUAUAUACAUAAUACAUUGCAUUAUGCAUCUCAAAUCUGGUUGUUUCUGAUUUGGUAGACCUCUAAGUUUUUACUUUUUAUUAGCUCAUCACUUCAUCAGGCAAAUGAACCAAAAUCUUGUUUUCCC